This is a messenger RNA of Aspergillus lentulus, 348 nucleotides long. RefSeq lists its product as uncharacterized. NCBI's taxonomy places the organism in Eukaryota, Fungi, Ascomycota, Eurotiomycetes, Eurotiales, Aspergillaceae. The record is from RefSeq and is a predicted model, not a curated record.
AUGGUCCCUCUUCAUCCAUCACCUCAGCCGGCAGCAUCUGCCAACCAGCUGCCUACCCUGCACUCGGCCGUCGCCGACAGACGAUCCGCCUCCUACACUUCACCAGCCAACGACGACGACUCCCCUCCACCCAAAUACGUCUCCCCGGGCAGUAAUAUCGACAUCCAGAUCCGCGAGUACCACAACAGCAUCAAGGCCACCCUGACGGCGCUGCUGAAUGAUCAACGAGUAAGAAAAAACCCAGACGGCAACAAAUGCGUCCAGUCCUUCCUUCUUGAAGCGGAGAGGAACUUACGAAAGGAGAAGAGAAAAUCGAUCGGCUCGCGUCCGCCUGAUGAGAAGCUAUAG